AUUUGUGUAUUUACAUGUUUUUUUAGGUGAUUAUGUCGACAGAGGUUCCUUUUCAAUCGAAGUAGUUGUGUUAUUAUAUGCUAUGAAAAUUUACUAUCCUACAAGAGUGUUUCUCCUUAGAGGAAAUCAUGAAUGCAAAUAAUUAACAAGCUACUUCAAUUUUAGAGAUGAAUGUCUAUAUAAAUAUGACUAAGAAGUCUACGAAGCUAUCAUGACAUCAUUUGACAAUAUGCCUUUGGUAGCCCUAAUAAAUAAUAAAUUCUUAUGUUUACAUGGUGGUAUAUCUCCAGAUCUAAAAUCAGUAUGAAUAGAAUAAUAUACAAUUAGUUAGCAGACGUUGAAAGAAUAGAUAGAUUUAGAGAACCACCGAAGGCGGGAUUAUUUUGUGAUAUUUUAUGGGCUGACCCAGUCGAAAAUGAAGAACUUUAUGAUGAAAUUCAUUAUAGAGGUAAUGAUACUAGAGGUUGUAGUUGGUUUUUUGGAGAAAAGGCAGUUCAACCAUUAUUAGACAAUAAUAAGUUUAUUUGCUUAAUUAGGGCUCAUGAAGCUUAAUUAGAAGGAUAUAGAUUAUAUAAAUACAAUGAAAAAAUAAAGGAGUUCCCUUAAGUAUUGACUAUAUUUAGUGCUCCUAAUUAUUGCGAUGUAUAUAAUAAUAAGGCAGCAAUUUUAAAAUUCGAAAAUUGCACACUUAACAUCUCAUAAUUUGGUUACUCUUAGCAUCCAUAUUUGCUACCUCACUUUUUAGACAUUUUUUCAUGGUCGAUACCAUUUGUUACAGAAAAGGUAACUGAGAUGCUUAAUUAUGUUUUAUAACCAAGACCUGGUGAAAAAAUAGACGAUUCAGAUGAUGAAAUACCAAAUGCUUAAGUUAUUAUCAAAUAAUAAACAUUGGGAUAAUCUUAAUCUAACACUCGUCCUUUAGGAAAGUUACAGCAAAUAACCAAAAAAUAAAUUGAUAUAACCAAAUCAAAAAUCUCUUUUGUUUCCAAAAUGAUGAAAAUGCAAACAGUACUCAGGUAGGAAAGAGAAAAUAUCAUCAAAUUAAAAGGACUAUGUCCUGAUAAACGUAUUCCAAGAGGAGUCCUAUUAUAAGGAGCAGAAGGAAUUAAAGAUGCCCUUGAACAUUUUAAUACAACCAGGGCUGCAGAUAGAAUCAAUGAAAAAUGGCCAGAAACUAAAUGA
Molecule: messenger RNA, 1182 nt
Organism: Paramecium octaurelia
Lineage: Eukaryota; Ciliophora; Oligohymenophorea; Peniculida; Parameciidae
Source: the annotation of a GenBank genome assembly